AUGGUUCACCGCGCGCUGGUCCUGUUGGGCGAAGCGGUGCAGCGCUCCUCGCGGCUGAGGCCACGUCGGGCUGCCCUCGAGCUCACGGACUCAGCCGCGACCCGCAUCAAGCAGCUGCUUGAGCAAAGACACAAGGAGUUCAUUAAGCUGGGAGUGAAGACGCGGGGAUGCAAUGGGAUGGCGUAUACUCUGAACUAUGCCGACUCCAAGGCGAAAUUCGACGAGCUGGUGGAGGACCCCCGUGGCGUCAAGGUGCUCAUUGACCCAGCUGCCCUCCUCCAUGUCCUGGGCACGAAAAUGGACUAUGUAGAGGACCGAUUACGGUCCGAAUUUGUGUUUGUCAACCCCAAUGCCAAGGGGACAUGCGGGUGUGGCGAAUCAUUCACCACAGACGUCAAGUCUGCCACGGGCUGA
Messenger RNA from Auxenochlorella protothecoides, 414 nucleotides. RefSeq names its product Iron-sulfur assembly protein IscA-like 1, mitochondrial. Gene Ontology annotation, cellular component: mitochondrion; cytoplasm. The record is from RefSeq and is a predicted model, not a curated record. Gene Ontology annotation, biological process: iron-sulfur cluster assembly. NCBI's taxonomy places the organism in Eukaryota, Viridiplantae, Chlorophyta, Trebouxiophyceae, Chlorellales, Chlorellaceae. The coding region runs from base 1 to 414 and encodes 137 amino acids. Gene Ontology annotation, molecular function: 2 iron, 2 sulfur cluster binding. The transcript has 4 exons.